Messenger RNA from Protopolystoma xenopodis, 252 nucleotides. NCBI's taxonomy places the organism in Eukaryota, Metazoa, Platyhelminthes, Monogenea, Polystomatidea, Polystomatidae. The record is from the annotation of a GenBank genome assembly.
AUGCCACCGGAAAGCUUAGAAGACUUUGACGUCCAACUGGAGCAAUCACAAACUGAUCUGAUGGCAGCAAAUCAACGACUUAACAACAAUGCCGUCAUUAUCUACUCUCCAAAAGAUAGAAAAGAAGCCAAAGAAGUGCCUACCGAGCAGAAUAAAUCAGAAACAUGUAGUGAAACUCUGAUUACACCUGAGAGACUGGCUCUCGACUUGGCCAAUCGAGAUCUCACUAUGUAUGUUCAUAAACAAAUUUAA